UUCCGGGCCCCGUGAUGCCCUGCGGCGCGCCGGACGCGGGGCAUCCUGGGCCAUGCUGCGCGCGCUGAGGGUCCUGGGCGCGAGACCCCCGUGCGGGCCUUGGGCCCUGCUGCUGCAGCCGGUUCGCGGCCGCAAGACCCGCCAUGACCCGCCGGCCAAGUCCAAGCUCGGGCGCGUGACGACCCCGCCUGCGGUGGAUCCUGUAGAGUUCUUCGUGCUGACGGAGCGUUACCGGCAGUACCGCCAGACGGUGCGCGCCCUCAGGCUUGAGUUCGUGUCCGAGGUGCGGAAGAAGAUGCACGAGGUCCGGGCCGGGGUCCUGACAGAGCGCAAGGCUCUGCAGGAAGCCACUGAGCACCGCGACCUGAUGGCCUGGAACCAGGCGGAGAACCAGCGGCUGCACGAGCUGCGGUUAGCGAGGCUGCGGCAGGAAGCGCGGGAGCAGGAGCAGCGGCAGGCGGAGGAGAAGGCCCGGCGGGCCCGAGAGGCACAAGCCUGGGCGCAGCUCAAGGAGCAGGAAGCGUUGCAGCUGCAGGUGGGCCGCAAAAAAUUUCAUCACCCGAGAGAACCUGGAGGCACGGGUGGAAGAAGCAUUGGACUCCCCGAAGAGCUACAACUGGGCCAUCACCAGAGACGGCCUGGUGGUCAGGCCACAGCACAAGGGCUCUUAAGGGCCCAGUAAGGACAGUGCCCACCCAGGGACCGUGUGUGUAUGGGGUAGGAGGGUUGGGCCUGAUCUGGAAUAAACCAGUUGAUGUUUCUUAUGAAGAAGGAAGCUCAGCCUAUUCUGGUGUGACCCUCACAUUCUGGCCUCUGCACCCACCACUUGGUCAGAAACUCCCAUACACAAUGCCCUGUUCUACACCCAUGUACAACUCUGCAAAGCACCAGACCUUAGAGGUUUCCAUCUCACAGAAGCAGAAUGGAUCAUAGUCCCCUCAGGCAGCCAGGUUGUCUACUAAGUGUCAUCAAAGACUGGUUGGGAAAUUACAGUCCUUGGGCCCAACUUGGCCCGCUGCCUAUUUUUGUAAAUAAAUUUUAUUGGAUCA
Neofelis nebulosa (Clouded leopard) is the source of this 1049-nucleotide messenger RNA. It is a transcript of the gene MRPS26, whose product is annotated as mitochondrial ribosomal protein S26. Bases 53 to 682 code for a protein of 209 amino acids. The record is from RefSeq and is a predicted model, not a curated record. NCBI's taxonomy places the organism in Eukaryota, Metazoa, Chordata, Mammalia, Carnivora, Felidae. The transcript is spliced from 4 exons. Gene Ontology annotation, cellular component: mitochondrial small ribosomal subunit.